Molecule: messenger RNA, 225 nt
Organism: Echinops telfairi (small Madagascar hedgehog)
Lineage: Eukaryota; Metazoa; Chordata; Mammalia; Afrosoricida; Tenrecidae
Gene: SPRR4
Product: small proline rich protein 4
Source: RefSeq, a predicted model, not a curated record
AUGUCUUCCCAGCCGCAGAAGUGCCCAGCCCAGAAGCCCUAGCAGCAGCAGGUGAAGCAGCCCUAUCAGCCACCCCCUGUCAAAUGUCAAGAAAUGCCUGUACCCCAAACCAAGGACCCAUGUGCUUCUCCGGCCAAGAAACAAGCCUUGCCCAAAGGCAAAACCAUUCCAGCCCAGCAGACCUAUCCGCCAGUCCAACAAUCCCCGAAGAGUAAACCAAAGUAA